AGCGCUCGAUCAAUGAAGUUUUGUAAUCUUGUAAAUGUAGUGUCAGUUGUAUAUUUUCGAAGUUAAUUCUGUGUCAUGUGCGUGGUGGAAAAAUAAAUGGGACAUGGGCAAGGAUCAAGAGCUGUUGGAAGCAGCACGCAAUGGGAACAUCUCUGUGGUGGAGAAAAUACUCAGUCAGAGAGCGAAAAGGAGCGGCCCAUUGGCAAGCCUGCGGAGGGGGCCAGGCGCCAACGUACAGGAUGCCAGCGGUUACUCGGCGUUGCACCACGCCGCCCUCAACGGACACAGAGAGGUGGUGCAGCUGCUGUUGGCGCACGAGGCGUCGACCAACAUCGUGGACGGCAAGGGCUCGUCGCCGCUGCACCUGGCCGCGUGGGCGGGCAACGUGGACAUCGUGCGUCUGCUGCUCUGCCACGGACCCUCCGUGCCCAACGUUAACCUCACCACGAAGGACAACGAGACGGCGUUGCACUGCGCGGCGCAGUACGGGCACACGGCGGUUGUUGGGCAGCUACUGGAGCACGGCUGUGACCCCGCCAUCCGGAACAGCCGCGAGGAGACCGCACUCGACUUGGCCGCGCAGUACGGCAGACUGGAGACUGUGGAGCUGCUGGUGAGGACGCACCCGGAGCUGAUCCAGCCGUACACGUGUCCAGGCGCGGUGUUCCCACACACGCCGCUCCACCUAGCCAGCAGGAACGGUCACAGGGCGGUGGUGGGCGUGCUGCUGGCGGCGGGCAUGGCGGUGAACGCGCGCACCGCGGCGGGCACGGCGCUGCACGAGGCCGCCAUGUACGGCAAGCUGGAGGUGGUGCGCGCGCUGCUCGCCGCCGGCGUCGACGUCUGCGCCCGCGACCAGCGCCGGCACACCGUCAUGGAGCUGCUGGGACAGUUCCCCGCGCACGUCACGCACGACAUCGCCGCCAUCAUCAGCCGACACCGCGAAACCGGGGGCGGCAGAUCGGGCAGCGACGACCUGCCGCCCAUCCCUGUGCCGGACACGUCGCUGGGCAGUCCCUACGAGAACGUGCGCACGCCGGGCCGCGGAGGAGGCGGCGGUGGGGUCGGUCUGCGGGGGCAGUCGCCCGCCUCCUCUCCCGGCACGUCGCCCACGCACUGGCACUACUACCGGUCAGUGAAGCUUUGGAGGUUCCGAAAGGGAUCUGGAGCCAUGCCGACUUCAGUGGCCAGCGACGGGGGCAUGUACCAGACGCCGCCACCGCCGCCCAAGUCGCUGCCGGACAGCUUCCUGUCUGCUGAGGAGGGCGACCGGAUCAGCGUGUCUUCGUCCAGCAGCCUCUACAUGCCCAUGUGCGGCUCCGGCGGCGGACACGCCAAGGUCUCGCCGACGCCCCCGAAGAAGCCGCCGCGGCGCAACCUGUCGGUGUCGCCGACGCACGCGACGCCGCCGGCGCUGAUGAGCCUGUCGGCGGACAGCGGCGGGUGCCGCGCGCCGCAGGGCCACAACUACGAGUACCUGUACCUGGCGCGCAGCGGCCGCAGCCACGGCGACCUGCGGCGCGGCCGCUCGGCCGAUCAGUACGUCGACAUGCGGCCGCCGGUGGCGCUGCUCGCCACCUCGGCGCACGAGGCGGGCGCCGGCGGGCUGCCGCUGCUGCGCGCCCAGAACCCGCGCCGCAAGCUGCGCCGCAGCCACCACUACGAGAACUACGAGCCGCCCGCGACCGCCGCCGCGCCCGUCACCGUGUACGCGGGCGGCGGCCGGGGGCGGCUGCCGGCCGGCUCCACGUUCGUGUCCAACGCCUACAUCACGCUGCGGCCGUCGCAGGAGAGCCUGGUGGACGCGGGGGCGGAGGCGGCGGGCGCGCGGCCCGUGCAGACGCCGCUCAGCCCCACGCACUACCAGCAGCCGCCCACGCCCGACCACCCGCCGCCGUCGGCGCUGCAGGCCGAACGCAGCAUACACGAACGCAUCCGGCCGCUCUCCCAGGAGUACAAGCGGCGGUCGCGCGACAUGGAGACCGAGACGGAGGAGGAGCUGCUGCUGUGCCCGUCACUGGCCGCCUCCUCGGGCAGCCUCUCCAGCAGCGUCUCGCUCUCCGACAAGAGCGUCUCCACCGACAACAACGUCGAGGAGUUCCUCGCCGACGCGCCCUUCGCCGGUAAGUACCGGCAGCGCUCCGGCUCGCUACUCUCGGAACGACCCUCCGCGCUCCCUGAUUCCUCGCACCGAGGAUUCCAUAAUGGCUUUCACUUCAAUGAUGUAGGCCACAACUGA
Molecule: messenger RNA, 2239 nt
Organism: Schistocerca piceifrons (Central American locust)
Lineage: Eukaryota; Metazoa; Arthropoda; Insecta; Orthoptera; Acrididae
Product: ankyrin repeat and SAM domain-containing protein 1A-like
Exons: 13
Coding region: 104-2239 (711 amino acids)
Cellular component (GO): cytosol
Molecular function (GO): protein binding
Source: RefSeq, a predicted model, not a curated record